Messenger RNA from Cylicostephanus goldi, 336 nucleotides. The record is from the annotation of a GenBank genome assembly. Lineage: Eukaryota; Metazoa; Nematoda; Chromadorea; Rhabditida; Strongylidae.
CCAGAUGGUUCAUUUGCCGAGCAUGGUGAAGUGGUCCACAAGGACGUGCAAGGAGGCGCUAGCCAAGGAGGUCCAGCCCUCACUGCUUAUGUUGUAGUAGCCCUUCUUGAAAAUGGAAUACGGAAUGAAAAAGCGAUCGCUUAUCUGGAGAAUCAUCUCAGCGAGAUGAGCGCUAACGCAUAUACAUUGGCCGUGACCACAUACGCACUAUAUCUUGCAAACAGUCCCAAAAAGAAGGAAGCUAUGGAAGCGCUGGAGAAGCUCAAGAUCGUUGAUAAAGGUAGGUGGGACUCAAUUUUAUGGUGCCGAGAAGGACGAAAUUUGAGACAUGGCUAG